This is a messenger RNA of Acaulospora morrowiae, 2016 nucleotides long. Lineage: Eukaryota; Fungi; Glomeromycota; Glomeromycetes; Diversisporales; Acaulosporaceae. The record is from the annotation of a GenBank genome assembly.
GAAGUAGAGUUGAAUGAAGAAGCAGAGUUGGAAGAGGAAGUAGAGUUGAAUGAAGAAGCAGAGUUGGAAGAGGAAGUAGAGUUGAAUGAAGAAGCAGAGCUGGAAGAGGAAGAGGAGUUGAAUGAAGAAACAGAGUUGGAAGAAGAAGUGGAGUCGGAAGAGGAGGUAGAAGGUUAUAACAAAAAGCAAGUAGAUUUGGUUCUAAAGCAUGACGCAUUAGAUAAUGGGGUCAAAAAAAAUAAUCCGCAACAAUCCAUCUUCAUGUUAAAAUCUAUUGCGAAUCCGAAAAGCGUAGAGACCGUGAAAGAUGACAUCAAUAGCGUUGACAAUGAACCAGUUCAACAUAAAUUGGAUGAGGCUUCCGAUGCUAACAUGGAAGAAUGUGUUCCUAAGGGUAUCCACGUAAAUCCCACAGACUCUCAAGAGGUCUCAUCACAGUCCUAUGUUGACGCCAUACAUUCUCGAGAGGUUUUACCAGAACCCAACACGAGCACCACAACUUCUCAUGAGGUUUCGUCGAACGUGACAAAUUUCUUAAAAUCGACUCCCGAUUCAAACGUCGAUUUCGAAGCAGAAGAAACAUCACAAACACUUACAUCAGCUAAAUCUUUGAACUCACCACCGUUGGAACACGAAUCUUCGAUAAUAAAUAAUCAAGAUUCUACCGUUGACGAGGAAUCAGAUGCAGAUGAUCCAACAUUGGAAAGGAUGGCUAACCUGUUGAAUUCAAUGCUCACCGAGGCUAUUGAGUGCGUGGAAACUCCCGUCAGAGGACGUGAGAAAAACCUAUCUAAGCAAUUUGACCAGAAUAAAGUAUCUGAUUUCGAUUUUUCAGAAAUUAAUGCCGCCCUUGAUGAAUACGAAGAAAGUUGCUACGAUGAUGAAGAAGAAAGUAUUCUCGACGAAGAAGAAGAAGAUUCAUCAAGCGAAUUCGGAGAAGAUGAUGAAAGAGGUAGAGAUCUUAGAAGAGGGAAUAAAACACCCAAAAGGCAAAGGUCAAAGAGCAGAAGUGAACAAUUAUUUGAAUAUAGCAUGUCAGAAUUUAAUAGGAGUUUAACGGAGUUCACCACUUUCGUUGACGAAAUGACAAUGACGGAUGACACAGUUAACGAGACAAUGCACAAAGAUCACUGGGAUCCGGACGAGGGACCUUUGCGGUAUCAGAAUGAACACAUUGAGGAGAACCUUGAUGAUUUUUCAAACCAGUGUUGUUCCCUAACUCGUGCCCUGAUUAUUCCAUUUUUAAAGUUCACUAACAUCUUUAUGCCUGCAUCUUUCCGAAAAGAAGAAAUUGGCACAAUCCGAUCUCUUGUGUACAUCAUUUAUUGGACUUUUUUGUUUACACUUGGUGUAUUGGUAUUAGAUUCAACGUUAUGUCAAAUUUCCGGAAGACAAGUAAUUCGUCUGCUAAUAAGACUGGGACAACUAUCGUUCCACAACCGACAUUCGUACGACGUUAUUUCCAAAGCCGCAACUCACCCUACACCAGGUCUUCCAGCGGAAUAUAGGAAAAACAUGACUGGGUCUAAUGAAUUCGGAUCAUCCAAUUCGUUUUACGAUCAAAUUAACUCCGAGGCGUGUGCAAGAAGUAACAUCAACGUCACACGAAUGAAAAAUGCUAUGGCAUAUGCUGCGGAAUUAACUGCAGAUGGUGACAGAUUAUGGACUGGAAAUCAUCAAAUCGAUGCUUUAAUCAAAGAAACCCAUGAGAAUUCCAACUCCUUGCGAAAUAUUCUCGAAUGGAUGCCAUUUAAGUUCUUCAGAAACAUCGAGUUCUUGGCUCAAGGAGGAUUCGCGAGAAUCGCUUUAGCCUCAUAUGAUGACCACUAUGAGAAAUCUGCGAAAAAAAGGGUUUUACCCGAAAAGAUCGUAUUGAAAUUUGUGAGAAAUUCUUGCGAGGUCGAUAAGCGAUUAAUCGAUGAAGUAAGAAUGCAUCAUAAAUGCAUGUUAUAUUCUUCCAACAUCAUACCUUUCUAUGGUUUAACUCAAGAUCCUAAUUCCCUGGAUUAUGCAAUG